This is a messenger RNA of Cutaneotrichosporon oleaginosum, 1231 nucleotides long. RefSeq lists its product as uncharacterized. The record is from RefSeq and is a predicted model, not a curated record. Gene Ontology annotation, molecular function: catalytic activity. Lineage: Eukaryota; Fungi; Basidiomycota; Tremellomycetes; Trichosporonales; Trichosporonaceae.
AAUGCCGUUCCGCCUGCAUUCCACGACCGCAAUCAUAUCAGCUGAUGUCACAGACCGCGAGAGCGACGACACCGACGACUUCAAUAACAGCGCGCCGCGGGGCGUAUCCAUAUUCCCACUUCGCACAAUAACUCCAGCACUAGCAAGAUGAGAGGCGCCGCCAAGCUCCGCGAGAUGAUCAAGACCGGGCGCACGAUCGUGUCGCCUGGUGUCUACGAGGGCCUCGGUGCCCGCGUGUGCCUCCAGAACGGAUUUGAUACGCUUUACAUGACUGGGGCUGGGACGGCCAUCGGCCAGCUCGGCAUGCCUGACCUGGGACUGACCACCGCCGACGACAUGGUGCGGAACGCUGCUAUGCUUGCCGGCCUUAACCGCGAUGUGCCCGUCAUCGCUGAUGCGGAUACAGGCUUUGGCGGACCCGUGAUGGUGGAGCGGACUGUUGAGCGCUAUAUCCUCGCCGGCGUGGCCGCACUCCACCUUGAAGAUCAGGUGAUGCAGAAGCGCUGCGGACACCUGGGCGGCAAGGAGCUAGUAGAUGAGGCGACUUUCCUGGCGCGCAUCCGCGCUGCGGUUGCGGCACGCGAGCGGACCGGGGGUGACAUUGUCAUUAUCGCGCGCACGGACGCCCUGCAAAGCCUUGGCUUCGACGCCGCCAUCCACCGUCUCAAGCUGGCUGUCGAGGCCGGUGCAGACAUGUGCUUCCUUGAGGGCAUGACAAGCAAGGAGCAGAUGGCUGAGAGUGUGAAGCAACUCGCUCCCACCCCAUGCAUGCUCAACAUGGUCAAUGGAGGGGUGACGCCGCUCGUGGAUGCCAAGGAGGCUCAGGCAAUGGGUUACGCACUCGUCAUCUGGCCGAUUUUCGCACUCAUGGCGGCUUUCAACGCGUACGAGAAGGCGGCGCAGGAGCUUAAGUCCACCGGCUUCCUUGCGGACAUGAAAGACAGCCCAGGUGGACCGGUGCGCGGCGGUGUCCGUGAGGUCUUCGAGCUGUGCGGAAUGAGCAAGUGCGUCGAGUUUGACAUGCAGAUGGGCGGCGCGACGUACGCCAAGGGCGGGCCCUAGUCAAGAGCUUCAGAUUGUACAAAUUACGUGCAUGGACACACUACUGGAAACUAGGGAGGAGCUCAGGAAGCCACUCGGCAUUCCAGCCCAGCAUGGAGAGGAGCGCGUCGACAUCACCCUCCUUCUGGUUGGUCUGGAAUAAGUGCAGAGGGUCCUCGACAAGUGGAUG